This is a messenger RNA of Paracoccidioides brasiliensis Pb18, 3141 nucleotides long. RefSeq lists its product as uncharacterized. The transcript is spliced from 5 exons. The record is from RefSeq and is a predicted model, not a curated record. Gene Ontology annotation, cellular component: nuclear membrane; cytoplasm. Gene Ontology annotation, biological process: protein import into nucleus. Bases 1 to 3141 code for a protein of 1046 amino acids.
AUGAUAGGAAAUCCCCCGGCUCCAGAGGAGGUCCAGGGGCCCCUUGACGAAGCCCGACAACUUGUCGACGCCCUCAAUGCUCCUGGGAAUGCGGGACUUGCUAAGUCCAUCCAGGAGAGAUUGCAGGUGCUGCAGAAGUCAGAGGCAGGGUGGGGCAUUGCAGAUGGCCUGCUAGCUAGUGAUGACACCAAUGCGAGAUUCUUUGGUGCGCUCACCCUGACCAUUAAAAUCCACCAAGACUGGGUAAAUCUUGGAGAAGCGAAAGCCAAAGACCUCCUGGUGCAUCUGAUUAACAUCUUUAUACUGUUAAUCACGAGGGAUGAAGCCUCCAUCAUCAUGAGAAAAUUUAUGACCACCUUGACAACUUUCUUCUUCAAGCCCAGUGCACCCUGGACACACUGUGUGAGACAGAUCGCCAUGUCUGUGGCUAGUGGAAAAUACCUUCUAGAAGACCAAUGUGACCAGGAAAGUUUCGACAAGCUUGCUCUGCCCUCGUUCAGUUGUGAACGAAUGCUUACACUGCUAUCGUUUUCCACAACCUUGGCAGAGGAAUCGUUGCGGUACACUUUAAAUGAAGAUCUCCGAGAUCGUCUAGGGGCCAAUCUCAGAGAUGCAUUUUACCUUGUUGAGUUCGUUCUACAGCAGACAUCCAAUCUUACCGCAGGCGUCAAUCAGGUUCCUCUCUCAGAACAGCUAAAUCAAUUAGCUAUUGAAGCGAUGAAGUCUUUAAACGCAUGGCUCAUUGCAGUUAGGGGAGACCGCCUUUCCCUUGAUGGUCUUUUAGCGGCAGUUGAAGUCUCUUUGAAUUAUUCUGUUCAGUUCUUAACAGUGCCUGAACUUUCAGAGAUGUCAAUGGAACUUCUGGCCGAGAUUCUUAAUAGUCAUGCAAAGUUAUUGACCAGUGAGCACAUGGCAGCGAUUUUGCAAUUCCUCUCAGGAAAUUUCGGUGAAAAAUAUUCGUUGGCUCUGUUGAAGGGCGAUUACGAGGAGGAAAAUAUGCGAUUCUUGGACUUAUUGCUCCGAUACGCCACGGCGCAGCAAAUACAUCUCCUAACCGGCGAACUAAAUGAAGAGGACCGAAGAAUCCUGUUUUUGCUUCAUACUCUUUUCCGCGGACCAGGGUUUGUAGAAGUUGACGACAAAGCAAGCACAUUGCUUCUGGAGUAUUGGACAGAGGCCGUGGAUGAUAUUAGCGAUUACGUCAUGCAGGGCGAAGCAGAAGUUGAGCCAGGGCGUAUAACGGGAGAGUUUGCUCAAGUCAUCGCUGACUGCUAUGAUAAACUCCGAUAUCCCAGUCCAUCAGUGCUAACUGAGUGGGACGAUGAUGACGUGAGGAAUUUCAAUGGAUUUAGGCGCGACUUUGCCGACUUCUUACUCUCUACCUAUCCACUUCUGGGAUUUGGGCUUAUUGAAAAGCUCGUUGAACGAGCAACCGAGUCGAUAAACACCCAAGUAUGGGACAGUUUUGAAGUUGCGAUAUUUUGCCUUGCCUUCAUGGCUGACUCGGUUGCGGAGAGCGUAAAAGUGGACAAGCUGCUCUUCAAUAUUUUCCGUUCAGAAAUAUUCGAUGGCAUUUGCUUCAAUCGGAUUUCAAUACCGAUGAAGCCCCGCCAGACUCUAUGCGACAUGACUGCAAGGUAUACAGUAUACUUUGAACGAAACCAUUACCUUCUCCCACGCAUUCUCAACUUUUUAUUUAAUUCCCUAGAUGCGCAAUCAUGCGAUCAAGCUGCCUCCAAAUCAAUUUCCUUUCUAUGCCAGAACUGUCGCCAAGCGCUCCCGAUGUAUGUUGAUGAUUUCAUCAAUAAAUUUGAUCAGCUUCGUUCCAGUUCUGCAGUUAAUGUCACUACCCUUGAGCGGGUAUCGGAAGGCAUUGCAGCAGUUGUACAAGCUGCCACUUCAGAUACAGCUAAGGCGACAUAUUUGAUCAAACUUUUGAUGCCCCUCCAUCAGCUAGCAGAACAAGCUCGACAAGAAGUACAAUAUAAUCAGUAUGAUGAUGCUCUUGAAAAGGGUAUCAAGGCGAUGCGUUGCACUGCAAGUAUAGGGAAGGGGUUCCGGGCUCCUCCUGAUGAUGCUGUUAUUGACCUUGAUUCGGAGCCGCCUUCCCCUGAUGCGAAGAAUUUCUGGACUGACAAUGAACUCGGGCAAACACCACAAGCAUACAUCAUUCAGAUCCUUGACAUACUAAUAGGCACAUUCCCGAUGGACGGUGACGUAAUUGAAGCUGCUUGCGACGUCCUCAAGGCCGGAUACACAGAGUCUACUCCCGGCCCAUAUGUACUGCCACCUCAAGUUACUAUCCGCUUCAUUAAAACCGCCAGUAUUACCUCUCCUCGCUUCCCUACUAUCAUGGCAACCGCCUCAGCAUUCUUAGCAUCUCACUCCGCGAACCCCUCCGCAGUCCAAAGCGAAGCCACAGAACUAAUAAUUCACGUCUACGAGCUGAUGAACUUCAUGAACGCCCAGCCCACCCAGUACGACCCGGAAGUCGCGCAUAGCUGCACCGACUUCCUCAACUUAAUGCUACCAAAGCACAAAGCGGCGCUCUUCAACCUAAUCCACCCACCAACACCGCAACACAGCCCCGUCAUCCCCACUAUCCUCACCUUUACCAUGGCAGUGCUCAAAGGACCAGACCCACUCCCACUCCGCUCCGCCUCAGCCUUCUGGUCCACCCUCUUCUCCCUCCCAGAUCUACCACCUGAACUCCGGCCAGGUCCCGGUAGCUCCACUGUUAAGCACCCAGCCGCCGCAACCGCGGUCAUACCCAAUGACACGAUUCCCCCAACAGCCCACUUUUUCGACACCUGCCUCUGCUCCCUCGGCAAAAUCCUCAUGUACCAGGUAUCCGGGCACUGUGCGCGCUCGGAUCUCGACCACCUGUCUGAGGUUAUCAAGAAAUUCGUAUUCCACUGCCAGGGCGCGGCGCGGGUGCAUUUUAGGAAUGCUCUGGAGGAGUUAGGGGUUAAUAUUGCUACACCCGGGGGUAGCGGGGGGAUAGGACGGAUACCUGAGAAGGCGGAGCGGGAGAGGUUCUUGUCGUCGAUAAUCUUGCAGAGGGGUUCGAAGGGGACGAAUCGUGUUGUGAGGGAUUACUGGAUUGCGUGUAGGGGGAAGGGGUUUGAGUAUGCGAGUUAG